AUGCGAACUCUAGCAGUGAUUUCCCUGUUUGCCACUGUGGCUUUCGCCCAGUCGUCGCCCCUCAUUCCUACGGGAAUCAGCACAAAUUGCACAGACUUCCUCACAUCGUUCAAUGAGGACUCAUCGCUUACAAGCUGCACUUCCCCUCUCAUCAAAGCGACCGCAGCUUUCGGUCCUAACGGUACCGCGGACUCCACCUCAUCGGACGUGACCACUGCGCUCAGCAGUGUCUGCUCUGGUGCCUCCGCGUGCUCAGCUACCACUAUCCAGUCCAAGCUCGCCAGCUUCUAUGCUGCGUGCACAGACGAGCUCACGACAAGCGCGAACGCGGAGGUGCUACGACUUUAUGAUGUCCUGUACUCCGUCUACCCUUACACGCAGGCCCUCUGCACGAAGGAUAACAGUGGCAACUACUGCGCUGCAGAGAUUGUCACCGCCUCAAGCAGCGCUGCGUCCGCAUCCGCCUCGGGAGCCCCCGAGAGCCUUGCGUCGAUCGCCAAAACGCUGUGGAGCCCAAUCACAGGCUCCGAUUCCCAGAGCACCAUCGCCAUCGUUCCCAACGCAACGACAUUCGCGAACAACAACAUACUCUUCCUCCUCCUCGGGCCCUCGCUCACCUCCAGCCAGAUCUGCACGGCAUGCACGCGCAAUAUCCUUACGUCGUACAUCAACUUCGAGUCGAACUCUCCAUACGGCCCGGGUCUGACCAACAGCCCGCUCCUGCACGGCCAAUCCGCACUGUACACUGAGGUGCAGUCGCUCUGCGGCGCGAGCUUCCUGAACGGUGCGGUCGCGGCUGCGGGUGGUCUUUCAGGUGGUAUUCUCAGCGGCGCCGCGCCCAGGAUGGCGAGCAGCAGCUCCGGUGCCCUUGGUGCGAUGAUGGGCGCGACCCUCAUCGCGUUACUGGCGUCACUCUGA
This is a messenger RNA of Sparassis crispa, 918 nucleotides long. RefSeq lists its product as hypothetical. NCBI's taxonomy places the organism in Eukaryota, Fungi, Basidiomycota, Agaricomycetes, Polyporales, Sparassidaceae. The record is from RefSeq and is a predicted model, not a curated record. Bases 1 to 918 code for a protein of 305 amino acids. The transcript is spliced from 2 exons.